Messenger RNA from Colias croceus (clouded yellow), 674 nucleotides. RefSeq names its product probable 28S ribosomal protein S6, mitochondrial (gene mRpS6). Bases 133 to 585 code for a protein of 150 amino acids. Gene Ontology annotation, biological process: translation. Gene Ontology annotation, cellular component: ribosome; mitochondrial small ribosomal subunit. Gene Ontology annotation, molecular function: small ribosomal subunit rRNA binding; structural constituent of ribosome. NCBI's taxonomy places the organism in Eukaryota, Metazoa, Arthropoda, Insecta, Lepidoptera, Pieridae. The transcript has a single exon. The record is from RefSeq and is a predicted model, not a curated record.
UGACUUAUCACUUGACUUAUCAGUAAUCAGUUCACAGUUGUUUAGGUUUUUGUUAACCUCUAAAUUUGUGCUCCAAAGUUAUAUAUUAUCUCCUUCAGUCUUCAAUUACUAUUCUUAAUUCUACUCUUUAAAAUGCCAACUUACGAGUUAGCUAUGAUGAUUCGAGCGAUGCCAAAAGUGGAGCUUAAAACUGCAUUAAUGAGAGUCUCCAAUGCAAUUUUUGAUCGGGGCGGUAUCAUAAGAAAUAUCGAAAAUUUGGGAUUUCGCCCUAUGCCAUAUAAAUCUAGUGCUCAUGGCAUUGUACACAAGGAAGCGAACUAUUUCGUAUUCAAAAUUGACACCGCUACGAAAGUGGUGGCCGAUUUAAAAGAAGAGUAUAGAAGAGAUGUAGACGUAAUAAGACAACAUGUAUUUAAAGUAAAUGAAGAUUUAGACAACAAGUGCACUCUUGAAGAGGAAUUACUGCCACCUGCUUAUCGCAAAGAAGUUCAAAAAAUGAUUGAAAUUGGAAAAACACAAGUUAAUCGCUUUACACACAAAUUCAAGUACAACUCCGGAUUAGACUAUUAUCCCUUCCAAAAAUAGUUAUGUAUUUUGUAAGUACUUAUAUUAAUAAUUUGAAUGUAGUUUAAUGUAGAUAUUAUGGUUAUAACAAUAAAUUAAUUUAAAAACAA